Molecule: messenger RNA, 276 nt
Organism: Dibothriocephalus latus
Lineage: Eukaryota; Metazoa; Platyhelminthes; Cestoda; Diphyllobothriidea; Diphyllobothriidae
Source: the annotation of a GenBank genome assembly
AUGACCGCACUGUCGCAGGAGAUGUAUGCAAUAAUUCAGGACAAGAACACCCGUGGCGACAAGAAACAGCGCAAAGCCUUCCUUCUAGACCACCUGGGAUACAUGAUGGACUUGAUAACUCUGCGGCAUCCUAUGGACAUGGGUUACGAUGAGUUUCACCUCUUCAUUCGGCCCAUACAGUUUGAGGCAGCAAAGUACAAGGAGGGUGCCGAGGAGGCUCGACCGCUACUCUACAUAACCGCGGUUCAGGAUGACGACUCAAUGCUCGACAAGUAA